AUGUCCGGGUCCGUUCCCGAGGUGCAGCCUUGCCAGACUUGCGGCGUCACGGACGAGAGGCGAUUCACAUGCAUCCAGUGCAAUAAUCUCGCUUUCUGCCAGAAAUGUUGGUCGGAGUGGGUUCUUCAUGCCCCUGGAGCUGUUGGAUGGAAUGGGAAACCUCAUGAGAAGGCAGACCCAGCUGUGGUCCACACUCUCCGUCAGAUCCUCGAGCCCACGCGGACAGAGGCCGAGCAUGCAUUUGAGCUGCUGGAGGAUGAAGAUACCACUUGGUUCGGCUUCGGUCGGGACUCGUCAGGGCAGUCCAUGUUCUACGACUACGGCCGUUUUGCUGCCAUCAUGAGCGAACUCGUUGCCAAUGGUUCGUCAGACAUUUAUCCGCAACUUGUAUCCGUGAUCGGUGAGACAGGUGCGGGCAAGAGCACAUUGAUCAAAAUGCUUAUAGACCGUCAAGCAUCAGGCUCCGCAGAUGGGUCUAGGUACUAUUCGCCAGUGACGUCGUCCAACUACGACCGUACCGCGACCACUGGCGAUGUGCACAUCUACGCGGACCCAUCCAGCGCAUUCAGCACAAACCCACUCCUCUUCGUCGACUGCGAGGGUCUGAACGGCGGGGAGGCCAUGCCGAAACAGUUGAGGCACCAUCAGUCCCAGGAUCCAAGGCCAGCCGCCCGCCAGCAAACCUCGGCAGCUCCGCCGCCCUAUGAUCGAGCAGCCAGGGCCGAGGACGAUUACAGCAGAUAUGUCCGGUCCCGGCACAGCUCAAAGCGGACUAUCGCGUGGGCCAGGACGCCCCAGACACGUAAGCGCGAGUUCGCAGUCUCGCAGCUGUACCCGCGUAUUCUCUACACAUUCUCCGACGUGGUCGUCUUCGUGCUGCGAAACCCGCGCGCCUUCGAGUCGACGGUUCUGGACAAGCUGAUUCGGUGGGGACAACGCAGCAUCGAUGCGUCGCUGAACCAGCCGGCGCUUCCGCAUGCUGUCAUAGUGCUCAAUGCAACCGAGGACGUGGAUGCCCGCGAGUGGGACGUCACCAGUGCUACCGAGAUGCUCCUCUCCGACAUUCAUGACGCGGUCCAUCGCGAGCCGGCGCUGCAAGAGCAUGUGCGGGCGUGGGCGCGGCGUGGGAGGAAGAUCACAAAUACGUCUGAGCUGCUGGCUUGCUACUAUGCUUCUGUUAGCGUCGUACGUGUGCCACAUAAGGGCGGCUCGUACAUGCUUAUGGACGAGCAGGCCGGCAAGCUUAUGGAGCUUGUCCGUGGCCGGUGCGCUGCCUCCCAUGCGACGAAGAGGCAGCUGCGCAUGCUUGCGACCGCGGAGAAGCUGCAGGGCUACCUGCAGGCGGCGUAUGACCACUUCACCAAGACCCUAGACGCUCCAUUCGACUUUGUGCGGGAGGCACUGAGGAAGUUUCCCAUCCCUCGGAACUUUCAGGGCAAUGUGCUGAGUCUGGCGCUCUCCAUAAGGGACAACUCCACCAAGACAGUGCUCAAGGAAGACGCGAGGCAAAUCUUCCUCGCUAUGGGGCCUAUGAUAGCUUCGUGUAUCAUGCUAGACGCCGUACGACAAAACCUUCUGGGAACGGCGACGAGGCUGCUGGACGACAAGUAUGCCAAGCCUUGCACUGCGGCCCUGCAGACGUUCUCAGACAUGUAUUGGCCAUGCAGCUUUUCAAAUCCAAGCUUUGGCGACGCUGGCCGAUGCUGCAACGUGAGAUCAGGCCACAACCCCAAAGGCCACCAAAAUGUACAAGGCAAAAUCAUAGCAAAUGGAAGCUACCAAUCAACUCUCAACCUGGAGACCUUCCAGCCUGAAUGGACGGCUCUGAUCCGGCGCAGCCUCGAGGCUAUCGAGGGCGCCAUGUCGAAGCUGAGCCAGGCCUUCCCGGCCAAGACGGAGCUCACCACAGCCGCGCUGCUGCACCGUGAGCGCCUCAAUGACUUCUACCGUGUCCUAGAUGCCGACGGCGCCACCGCCUUCGUCAGCCACUCGGCCUGCCUGUCUUGCCUGCGUGAGUUGCCUGAGUGCGCCCUCCCCUGCGGCCAUGUCUUGUGUCUGCCAUGUAUGGAGCUGUACGGCACGCGCGCGUCGCGAACGUGUAUUGAGAUUAGCCGCUGCCCGCUGCAUGUAGGCGACAUCAUUGCUGAGCCGCCGUGGACGGUGGCUGUCAAGCCGGCGCGGGCGGGCGUAAGGGUGCUGUCUCUUGAUGGUGGGGGCAUCAGAGGAAUUGUGCAGUUGCAUGUGCUGAGGGAGAUUGAGAGGCUACUUGGGCCGGGGCUGCCGAUUCAGUUGUUUUUUGACCUGAUGGUUGGGACAAACACCGGCGGAAUUAUCGCGAUCGCGCUGGGGGUGAAAAGAUGGACCGUCGAAGCAACUAUGGAGAAGUUCAAGGAUAUCUGCAGAGAGGCCUUCACGCCGCGCGAGUUGCAGAGUGUGCCGUUGAUCGGAACGCUAUCUAAGAUGUAUCACGGCAGUGUGUUCAAAACCCAACCGCUGGAGAGGGUGCUCAAGAGAUACUUCUCUGAGACACCCUUCUUUGGCGGCUCACGGUCUCGCCACAACCUGAACACAUCAGUAAAGGUGGCCGUGACGGCAAUGAGUGCGUUGAAUCAUCAGUCCGUUGUGUUUGCCAACUACAACCGGCCAGACUCCACAGGGAAGGCCGCACCAUAUCAGUUCAUCCGGUCAGAUGUGCCGUCGAAGAAAUUGAAAGUCUGGGAAGUAACUCGCGCAACAUCAGCGGCGUCCCCAUUUUUCAAACCAUUUGUCGCCCCAGACACAAACACCGAGUACAUCGAUGGGUCCAAGUCUCACAGCUGCCCAGCCCGGGUAGCCCACAGCGAGAUGCGGUCCAUCUGGUCAGACGUGGCAGACCUGCCGCCGGACAUCAUGCUCUCGAUCGGUACGGGCAGAGUUGAGGGGGAGAAGACAGCUUCCGACCUCCUGUCAAGGCCCGUGUCACGCUCUUCCCGCUCCAUCGCGGGCACUGACGUCUCCUCAACCACGGGGUCCCGCAGGCCACAUGUGAACAAGAGCGCUUCGAUGCCGAUCGUGAGUGGGCAGAUCGUCCGCUCAGGUCGCGGCGGCGUUGGCAACUACAAGCGUGUCGACAGCGCGUCGGCUAGUUUAUCUGACCAGGCCAGUCAAGUGCAGACGGGUAUUUUUGUGCGCGACCCUAAGACGCCGCUCCUUCUCUCAUUUGCGCCUAGAGAGACAACAAAGGGUAAGGCGCACGAGCAAGUGCAGGAUCAGGCGCCGAGUAAAAGCGACGGGAUGUACAACCACAGGAAGAGUGAGCAGGCGUGGGAGGAGUUCGUUGCUGGGAGAAAAGAGAGUCAUACUGGCCGGUACAGCCGUAUAUGUCCUGAGGUGCUGGCCUCGCAAAUACCCAGGUUCGAGGACGCCCAGAAGAUUGAAGAGCUCGAGCGGGAUGUUGAGAGGGCGCUUCAGCAGGAGGGUAUGGCGGAUAUCGUCACAUUGGCUGCGCACCGGUUGGUGGCGAGCUCGCUAUUCUGCCGUUUCCGCCAGUCUUCACCAGAACUCAUGGCACUCGGCUCAUUCCUGAGAUCACGCUGUAUAGGCGACUUCCGACCAUACUUCCUGGUCGAAGAUGAUAUCGAUGGUGAUACGAGGCAAAAAAGGCAAAUCGUUCUAUCGGGCGCCUUCAUCAUGGAUAUGGAGCAGGCGGGAUACUUCGAAAUCGAACCGCUGACCAUCACCACAGCUGUCGACAAAAAGCACUCAGCGACAAGGAUCUCGCUAUCGCUGCAAAUGGCCUCAUACUCGUCCGGAGCAACGACGUCAACAGCUCUGCCCAUCUCCGGCUUUCCAAGGAGGCUGAUCAACGAGGAAAAUGUGGGUACAGCGGUCAAAGAAGUGACAACAGUGCCCGGUGAAAGUAUAGGACAGUCAUCUGUCUUGGUGGGUGAGCAACGGGGCGCAGGAGGGAAUGCGUCGACCGACAGGGUCUCAACAAUGUCAACAUCUCCUAGUCCACUGUCUGCGGACAGUGUCAGCCCGAUGACAACGUACACUCUAGCCUCGCGAAGCUCAACUGGCAGCACAUCUUUCAGUGGUGUUGGUGGUCUUGACAAACAACCCAGGCGAUUUGGGGAGGACUUAAUAGCCGAGCUGCCCGACCAUGGGAGACAGGCGGCUGAGCUGCCCUCUGAGUGA
Messenger RNA from Diaporthe amygdali, 4176 nucleotides. RefSeq lists its product as uncharacterized. The record is from RefSeq and is a predicted model, not a curated record. Gene Ontology annotation, biological process: arachidonate metabolic process. Lineage: Eukaryota; Fungi; Ascomycota; Sordariomycetes; Diaporthales; Diaporthaceae. The coding region runs from base 1 to 4176 and encodes 1391 amino acids. Gene Ontology annotation, cellular component: membrane. The transcript has 8 exons. Gene Ontology annotation, molecular function: zinc ion binding.